Messenger RNA from Aspergillus novofumigatus IBT 16806, 2191 nucleotides. RefSeq names its product Zn(II)2Cys6 transcription factor. The coding region runs from base 20 to 2191 and encodes 723 amino acids. NCBI's taxonomy places the organism in Eukaryota, Fungi, Ascomycota, Eurotiomycetes, Eurotiales, Aspergillaceae. The transcript has 9 exons. The record is from RefSeq and is a predicted model, not a curated record. Gene Ontology annotation, molecular function: DNA-binding transcription factor activity, RNA polymerase II-specific; DNA binding; zinc ion binding. Gene Ontology annotation, biological process: DNA-templated transcription; regulation of DNA-templated transcription.
GCAAAUAGUGUUGUUAGAUAUGCCACGAAGGAAUAAAGGUGAUAACCAUGUACGCAAGCAUGUCACAACAGCUUGCACCCCGUGUCGAAAGACGAAAUGCGAUGGUAACAUACCGGCUUGCAGAAAUUGUCAGAGCAAAGGAAAAGAUUGCACUUAUCGACAGCGCAAUGACAAACGAACAAUACCCCUCCGGAUUGCAGUAAACCUGCUCGCAAAACGAGUGGGCGAUUUGUCCCAAUAUAUCCGGGAGCAUGGUCUGGAGAUUCCCGCUAUGAGCGGGGAAGACGAGCAGAAUCUCAAAAACAUUCUUCAGGCCCUCGGAUUCGAUCACAGGGACACCCGAUCGGGGACCGCGACUCACGCCAAUACGCCACCAGAUCUGAUUGCAUCGGGGCGCGAUUCAGGCAAUGUACAGCAAGGUAACGCGACAAGUGAUGAUCUCCCAGGUGCCGAUGCUGAUGAGGAAUUUACAAAUCAACUCUCUUGGCGCCUGGGCCGACUCCAAUUGACUCAAGAUGGGCAGUUACGAUACUUCGGUUCAACAUCUAAUCUCACCCUCUUGGAUGGCCUAGUCAGUGUGAACAGUUCUACUUCAAAUAGCGCACAGAAAGAUACACAAGAGGUCUUAGAGAACGCGGAUCUCAAUAUUGCCGUUGACGAAACUCUGGAACAUCAUCUGCUUGAGCUCUAUUUUGCGUGGCAGAACCCCUCCUUGUAUCUCGUCGACUAUGAGGUAUUCUGGAAAACGGGACAACAAAACAACCACGACGGUUUAGUUUCUGCGUAUAGCUCGCGGGCCCUACUUAUGUGCCCAAAUAUCACCCUGAACUUUGUUACCUUCCCCCGAUCAUUAUCAGAGUUCUUCGGUGAAAGGGCCAGAACCUUGUUAGAGUGGGAACUCGAAAAACCUUCGCUAUCAACCGUUCAAACGCUAGUGAUUCUUAGCAACCACGAAGCGUCCCGCACAAGGGAUACUCGAGGAUGGCUAUAUAGUGGGAUGGCCAUGCGACUUGCUUUUGACCUUGGCCUUCAUCUCGAUAUGACACCCUACCUUGAGAGUGGUAUCAUCUCGGCUGAGGAAUGCAAGCUCCGACGUACUAUAUUUUGGGCUGCAUACCUUAACGAACAGUAUGUUUUGGGGUAUUACCUGGGCCGCCCUCUUCGUAGCCCGACAGCAGGGGUCACGGUUCAAAAGCCCCACUGGGAUAGCUCUCAAUCAUCGGCGGAAUGGAAGCCUUACGGCUGCCUGCAAACUGAAAUAGGAAGCAUCUAUAAUCCCCUGCAGACAAUAUGCCAUUUGUGGGUGACUCUAUAUGACCUCAUGAUGCCUCUUACAGACGUCUUGUAUGGCUGUUUCGAGGUUUCGAAGCAUGCCCUUCAAGAACUAACCGCAGCCACCGUUGGACGACUGUACGAAUGGAAGAAGAACCUCCCGGAAGGUCUUGAUGUUGACUUAACCGAAGAAUGUCAGCAGUACUUACCGCAUGUUCUCACCCUGUGCUCACAUGGAUCAAGUAUGCAAUACCACCAGUUCAUGAUCCACUGCCAUCGUCCUUACAUAUCAGAGCACUAUAUCCAGCCUCAACCACCACAAGGGCCUGGUUCUUCCCAUGCGCGAAAGAUGUGCAUUGAGUCUGCUGUUGCCAUUGUCAAAGCUUUGAUAAUUUACGAAAGGCUCUACGGUUUUAGAAAAGCAAAUGUGCAGAUGGUUUCCUUUACUUUUUCUGCAGCACUGAUCCUGAUUUUCACUACCAUCCCGUCUCAAGCCAGAAAGCCCGACAAAGAGCAUACUAGUUACCUCGGUACAUGCUUCUGGGCUCUGGAUGAAAUGGGUUGCUGCUUUGAAAAUGCCAAAUGGACGAGCACUUUCUUGAGUACACUUCAGCAGCAGUGGCAUAAGCGCAGACGGGCUGUAACUGAAAAAGGUGUCAAAGGAGCUUCUGAGCGCCACCUGCAUGGUAACGCCGGUCCAACACCUCAUGGGACUCGACCAAAUGCCCAAGAAUGUUCUGAGUAUGAUCACUUUCGAUCGUCAAGGGAGGCUGCUGGAUCCAUUGACCUGAACCUGCCGGGUGACUAUUGGACGCAAGGCUAUGCUUCAGUUAGCGAAGGCUUGGAUGUGGUGCAUUUCGUGGAUCCUGAUAUAUGCAACAUUCUUCUAAGCGAAGGGAUUCCCAGGUCAUUAUUCUGA